AUGCCACCGCGCUGUCCUACUGGGAGUUCAGCCUUUACAUUCGACCUCGCCGCACCAGCGGGAUGGGCCUAUGCACCAGGCGACACCAUCAUCGGCAGCUUGGUGCGAAUGCUACCAAUCGUGACCCCCAAUGCCUCCAUAAGUCUAUCCUUUGCUGGCCGCAUGAAGGUUAAGAUAACCAUGCUACGGGAACAGAAUAGUGAAUCGUUUAAUCUUGACACCUGGCAGCUCGUGGACGUCUACGAGACUGUCAUCUUCAAAGGACCCUUGCAUCUUGCCGAAGGGCGUAAUGAGUCACUGAGCUGGCCAUUUUCUGUCCAUAUUCCAUAUGAGCCUACGGAAUUCUGCAGACAAAACCAUAGCCAGAAGUGCAGCUUCAUCCCACUCAACACAGACCACCCUGCUCACCACAUUCUGCCGGGGUCCUUCUACUCCGAAAGUUCGCAAUGGAGUAACACUAGCUCAUACGAGUGCGUGGAAUACUAUCUAAAGGCUCGAAUGGAAUACCACUCUGGAGGAUAUGACAAAUUGUAUGAAGCUGUCUGUCCGAUCACUCUCCGGCACCCAGUCGCAAAGACUACUGGUAUACCAAAAAUGCUCAAGCAACCAAGGCUCGUCUGCACCCACCGACUGCUUUCAGGAAUGGAAGCUGCAGAUCUGUCAUUCAAGCAGCAUGCGCAAAAGUUCUUUUACUCGUCAAAGGUGCCCACUUUCUACUUCGAUCUCCUUUUCACCGUUCCGACGUCCAUUCAACUGGAUGACCCAACCCCAAUGCCUCUGCAAUUAGAAAUUAUGCCCGAUCUUGAGAAAACAAGCGACAGCAUCAAAGACGUCGGGCAAACUAUCCGCAUUUUGGAUAUUGAAGCAAUCAUGCACGUCAAGACCCAUUCUCUGGCAGCCGGGAACUUUACGAACUCGGUACAUGAUAAUCAAUAUCACGCGAAGCUCGGGUUGGGCCUGCAGCGCAUCUUCACAACUCUCGAAGAGCCGCUGGUCAUUACCACCGGGAAAGGAAACGCACCGUUAAACAUUGGCAAUAUUUUCGGGCUGACUUUGCAUGAACUUGGUAUCAAAGCUGGAAAUCGAAUGUUGCUUUUGGAAAGCUGUACAGGAACCCGCAUUGGGCCAUCUUUCACAACAUAUAACAUCCAGCGCACUCACUCACUGGAGUGGAAGCUUUCUUUGGAGAUUGCGGGAGAAAAGCAAAAGUUCAAAUUCUGGCAAUCUGUUGAGAUUAUUGCUCCGGCAUAA
Penicillium pulvis is the source of this 1251-nucleotide messenger RNA. RefSeq lists its product as uncharacterized. Bases 1 to 1251 code for a protein of 416 amino acids. NCBI's taxonomy places the organism in Eukaryota, Fungi, Ascomycota, Eurotiomycetes, Eurotiales, Aspergillaceae. The record is from RefSeq and is a predicted model, not a curated record. The transcript has a single exon.